This is a messenger RNA of Microtus oregoni (creeping vole), 1514 nucleotides long. RefSeq names its product interferon induced transmembrane protein 10 (gene Ifitm10). Gene Ontology annotation, cellular component: plasma membrane. The coding region runs from base 652 to 1044 and encodes 130 amino acids. The record is from RefSeq and is a predicted model, not a curated record. The transcript has 3 exons. Lineage: Eukaryota; Metazoa; Chordata; Mammalia; Rodentia; Cricetidae.
GGUCAGCGGAUAUGGGAGUCAUGCAGCUCUUGGUUUACAUGGGUCCCAGCUUCGCCCAGCUAGCGACUCCCUGGGGUCCUGGCUGCCGUGCUCGCGGGUCCUCUCCCUCCCUUUGGAGGAGGGGGAGGUGUCUGCGACGCUGUGAGUCAGGCUCUGGCUGCAGCCGUGGCCGGCCUGGCGCUGCGGAGCGCGCACGGGCAGCGGGGGAGGCAGCGGCGCCAGCCCCGUUCGCUCCCCGCCCCCAAGGUUGGGCCGCCGGGAAGCGAUCAGCGGACAGACAACGGUCCGGGACGGCGGAAGGACGAGCGCUCCGAGGCGUCUGGCCCACUCACCGCCGCGUCGCCAAUAGGUGAGCGGUCCUGGUGGCUGCUGCAGCCGGGGUCAGACCAGGGGCCACCCAGCCCGGCCGUUGUCCCCUGAUAAUCUCAUCACCGGUUCCAGGCCCAGGGCCCCAGCCAGUGCCCAGCCCUGCUGGGAGCCCCGGCCAGCACCACGGACGGCACCCAGGAAGCCCGAGUCCCCCUGGACGGGGCCUUCUGGAUUCCCAGGCCACCAGCAGGUUCACCCAAGGGCUGCUUCACCUGCGUGUCCAAGCCUCCUGCCCUGCAGGCUGCAGCGGGCCCAGCCCCUGAGCCCUCAGCCUCGCCCCCCAUGGCACCCACUCUGUUCCCCAUGGAAUCUAAAAGCAGCAAGACUGACAGCGUCCGGGCAUCAGGUGUCCCCCAGGCCUGCAAGCACUUAGCUGAGAAGAAGACCAUGACGAACCCUACGACAGUCAUCGAGGUCUACCCCGACACCACGGAGGUGAACGACUACUAUCUGUGGUCCAUCUUCAACUUCGUCUACCUCAACUUCUGCUGCCUGGGCUUCAUUGCUCUGGCCUACUCCCUCAAAGUUCGGGACAAGAAGCUCCUGAAUGAUCUGAAUGGAGCCGUGGAAGAUGCCAAGACAGCGCGGCUGUUUAACAUCACCAGCUCUGCGCUGGCGGCCUCCUGCAUCAUCCUCAUCUUCAUUUUCCUGCGGUACCCCCUCACUGACUACUGAGCCCAGCAGGCAGUGGCGUUGGAGACACAGCACUGAGACUGAUGGUCACUGAGAUUCAGGAUGCCGAGAGUGUGGGGCAGAAUGGGCUUCUACCAAGGCCCAGAGCCAUGCAUGGCAGCAAGGCCACCAGAAAUUGAGUGCCCAAUGGAGCGGCACACUCCUCCCAGCUACCCUAUCUGCCUCCUGCCCUGCCCUGUUGUCACUGGAUCUCUGGGCUCCCUCUGUUGCUGCCUGGUUGCCAGUGACUUCCCUCCCUGACCCAUGCACCCUACCCAAGCUCUUGCAUCCCUUAGACCUGACACCCAGCAAGAAGGGCUUAUGUGGGAGCUCCCAGAAGGGGAGCUGCCAGCACCUGGGACUCCCUCACUCCUGACCCCAACUUCCUCCAAGCUGUGAUCCCUGCUCCAAGCUCUUGUAUAUGUGAACUUUCAUUAAAACGUGUGCCCAGCUCAGUUUCAUCUUCUGUCCGU